CGGGGCCGCGGUGGCAGUUGGUGGCGGCCGUUGGCUCCUGAGGAGAAGGCGCCGCCGCCGCCGCCUGAGGAGGAGCAGCGGGGCCGGACCGGACCCCUCCGCGCCUGUCACCGCGGCCCGCGGCGCUCCCCCCGCCCCGCCCAAGGGGGCGUGUGGCGUCUCGGAGGGGGAGAGCAGGCUGUUUAAUACAAAGAAAACACAUCAGCUGCUACGCUACAAGGAUGGAGUCUAUUGUGUGGGAAUGUGGCUAAUCAACUUACCACCUUAACCUAAUGCACAGUGCAUAAUAAUGUGAAAAGGGAAAGAGAAGAGAAAAUGAUGUCUCUCUCGUAUAUCUUAAAAACACACGCUUCUGGCUGGACUGGCCAAGCAGAAUUCAUUCAGAACAGAGAGUAUUCCGGUCUUUGAAGAACCUCAAUCAAGGAAUGAAACUCCUGACAUUAAAGCCAAUCCUGCAGGUGCAUGCCUACCUGAAAAUGCUUAGUUAAUAAUCUGACAGGCCUCAGCAACUGGCCUCCAUUCGCAUUGUGGGAGGAUGGCUGUUUGCUUGGUGUUCUGUUCUCUCUGGCUUCUGGAUGUUUUGGUGGGGCACACAAGUGGGCACAGUUUAUUUUCUUGUGAGCCUAUCAUCUUGAGGAUGUGUCAAGACCUGCCUUACAAUACCACCUUUAUGCCUAAUCUUCUGAACCAUUAUGACCAGCAGACAGCAGCAUUAGCAAUGGAGCCGUUUCAUCCUAUGGUGAAUCUGGAAUGCUCAAGGGAUUUUCGGCCAUUUUUAUGCGCCCUGUAUGCUCCUGUCUGCAUGGAAUAUGGACGUGUCACGCUCCCAUGUCGGAGGCUCUGCCAGCGGGCAUACAGUGAAUGCUCCAAACUCAUGGAGAUGUUUGGAGUCUCUUGGCCAGAGGAUAUGGAAUGCAACAGAUUCCCGGAUUGUGAUGAGCCUUAUCCUCGUCUUGUAGACCUCAGUUUAGCUGGGGAGCCCACAGAAGAGACCCCAGUGGCAGUGCAGAGGGACUAUGGCUUUUGGUGCCCCCGGGAAUUAAAAAUAGACCCCGAUCUGGGUUACUCCUUCCUGAGAGUACGAGACUGUUCUCCUCCUUGCCCAAACAUGUACUUCAGGCGUGAAGAACUCUCCUUUGCCCGUUACUUCAUCGGAGUUAUUUCGAUCGUCUGCCUUUCUGCCACCUUGUUUACUUUCUUAACUUUUCUGAUUGAUGUCACACGAUUCCGCUAUCCAGAAAGACCCAUUAUAUUUUACGCCGUGUGUUACAUGAUGGUGUCGUUAAUUUUCUUCAUUGGCUUUCUGCUUGAAGACCGAGUAGCUUGUAACGCAUCUAGUCCUGCCCAGUACAAGGCUUCUACAGUGACACAGGGCUCUCACAACAAAGCUUGCACCAUGCUUUUCAUGGUGCUUUAUUUCUUUACCAUGGCUGGCAGUGUUUGGUGGGUCAUUCUUACCAUCACAUGGUUCUUGGCAGCUGUGCCAAAGUGGGGCAGUGAAGCAAUUGAAAAGAAAGCAUUGCUCUUCCACGCCAGUGCAUGGGGCAUUCCUGGAACUCUGACCAUCAUCCUUUUAGCAAUGAAUAAAAUUGAAGGUGACAACAUUAGUGGCGUGUGUUUUGUUGGCCUCUAUGACGUGGAUGCACUAAGAUAUUUUGUUCUUGCUCCCCUCUGCCUGUAUGUGGUGGUUGGAGUUUCUCUGCUGCUAGCUGGCAUUAUCUCCCUCAAUCGGGUUCGCAUUGAAAUCCCGUUAGAAAAAGAAAACCAGGACAAGUUGGUGAAAUUCAUGAUCCGGAUUGGCGUGUUCAGCGUUUUAUACCUUGUACCACUCUUGGUAGUAAUUGGCUGCUAUUUCUAUGAGCAGGCUUACCGAGGUGUGUGGGAGACGACAUGGAUACAGGAACGCUGCAGAGAAUAUCAUAUCCCGUGCCCUUAUCAGGUCACUCAGAUGAGUCGCCCUGACCUCAUUCUCUUUCUGAUGAAGUAUCUGAUGGCUCUAGUAGUUGGGAUACCUUCAGUUUUCUGGGUUGGAAGCAAGAAGACCUGUUUCGAAUGGGCCAGCUUUUUCCAUGGACGCAGGAAAAAAGAAACUGUAAAUGAGAGUCGUCAGGUGCUGCAAGAGCCCGAUUUCGCCCAGUCACUCCUGAGAGAUCCUAAUACCCCCAUCAUCCGAAAGUCGAGAGGGACCUCCACCCAGGGGACCUCCACACAUGCCUCAUCUACUCAGCUGGCGAUGAUGGAUGACCAAAGGAGCAAAGCAGGCAGCGUCCACAGCAAAGUGAGCAGUUAUCAUGGCAGCCUGCAUAGGUCACGUGAUGGCAGGUAUACCCCCUGCAGCUACAGAGGCAUGGAAGACCGACUACCUCACGGCAGUAUGUCACGACUGACUGAUCACUCCAGGCAUAGCAGUUCUCAUCGGCUUAACGAACAGUCGCGUCACAGCAGCAUCAGGGAUCUCAGCAGCAACCCCAUGACACACAUCACACAUGGUACAAGCAUGAACCGGGUUAUCGAAGAAGAUGGAACCAGUGCUUGAUAUGCGUUCAACAAAAAUGAUGAGCAUAUAUGAUAGUGUAUCUUGGAGCCCCUUUCUCAGUGAUAUGAUAAUGCUCAGUAUUAUCAUGCCUCUCAUCAGGUGCUGAUUUCAUGCAUCAGGAAGCUGAAAAGUUGGUUUCUCUUUUUCAGGGCCAGCUGUUCUCAUGCUUGCAUCAAAGCUGGAAUGUUUGAUCUGCAAUCUAGAGAAUAACAGAAGUAUAAGAGUUGGUUGUAGCUUCCAAAUGAACCUACAAGCAGAUAAUUAUUAUUUAUUUGAUAAUGGUUAUUUUCCUGUCACGUACCAUAGUUGAAUUUGUCAUUUGGAAACCCACCCAAGUAGUUUGUCUUUGUUUCAAUAAAUAUUACCUUUGAAGAUCCAAUUGGUGAGGUCAUGUUAAGAGUUCAAGUAAACAGAAAGAAACUCUUGAAUAUUGAAGGGGUUCUUCUAAGUGACCUUUUUGUCUUUGAUUUAGAUAAUAAACUGGUAGUGUUUUUAUUAAGCACAGAGGGCAGGCUGCAUCUUAAAUACUGUACAAAGGACAUCUGUGAGAGAUCAGUAGACAUUUUUUAAACAAGUACACUGGAAACGCAACAAAAGAAUGAGCAUUCUGGAGGAAGAAUGAGAACUCCGUUGAAGAUCAUGAGUCCUUACAGGAGUUGUUCAGACUGAAAAGCUGGGAUACGGCAGUGAAAGGGUGUUCUUUUUUUUGUAUAUCAUGUACUGUCCUUGCUUUUUUAUUUUUUACAAAAUGCUAUUUAAAUAUUGUACUUGUUUACAAUUUCUGUGGGAAGAGGUGGAAAGGUCAGUUUGAACCAGUUAACCCAGUUCAUUUAAAAAUGAGUGGUUCAAUAUUAACAUAUGAACAUUGCAGUUGAGCUUUGCCUAUUUCUGACCUAUAAAAUAUAGGUUGUGGGGGAACCUGGAUUUCUCCCUUAACCCGAGAGGAGGUAUUGGGAUCCAUGAGUGCACAGAUGUAUCAGCCCAACUUCACCCACGUAGGGAGAGAAGGGGGAUGCAUUAUCAGGAGUUUACUACCACUGUGCUGUUUUGGGACUAAGCAAAGUGUCAGGCUAAAGCCCACCUAGUUAGGUGGAGUGUGCCCUGCAGAGAGGAUUAGUUCUUACUGUAUGUUCUUCCAUUCCAGAAUAGUUUCAGAGAACAGAAACUUAGGGCGGGGUUUAAAUAUUUUUUGCGAAUAAUUUUGCUCUCAUUUUGCCUUUAGGAUAUAUCAUGUCCAUGUCAACAUUGCAGGCGGAGUCCAAUCAUAUUUAAUAUGGUACAGUAGAUCUUCUGGAGCAGCUAUGUUAUAAGUUUCAAGUAUUGCUCACCAUGAGGAAACACUGGUUACAUUUGAACCUACCUCAUUAAUUACUGGAGAACAUUGCUGGGAAACGUACACUUACUUUUUCAUUGUCCUCACAUACAUUCCCUUGGUUGACCUGUUUCAGGCAUGUUGAAAGCCUUUGUAACGCUUGGAUGGUAUAGCUCAGGGGCAAAAAUAAGGCAACAACUCAGUAUCUGUACUUCAGAGGCUUUUGAAAGCAGCAAGAGCUAGGCCUGGCAAACAUGAUUCAUUUUAAUUGUGCCCCAGUGACACUACAGCAAAUCACUUAGCUGUGCUAAUCUUUGAAAUCAAAGGUUACUCUGGGAGUCACCAUGCCUUUAAUAGCAGAGUUACUGUAAAUUGUUUUUCCUAGUCAGACCAGGCUUUGCUCCAAAGGAGAAGCAUGAACCAAAACCAACUUCAAAUAAAAAGCUUUAGAAGCCACUCUGCUCUCCUGUCUAUGUAAAUCCUACUACUGAGGAUGGAAGUUAACGGCUCAGCUUUGUGUAUAGCAAGCCGCCACAAUGAUAGUAUACAGUGCUAAGAGUCUGAUUAUUCUCUACCUUCUUUUUCAGAGCACAGGGAGUAUGCAAAGUUUGUCAAGUGGAUUUUGUUGGACAAGUUACAAUUCCACAUCAACAGUGAUGACAAAAUAUGAGGUUUUUUAAGUUUAUUUUAGCUUAAAAUUUGCAACUUUCUUCUUGCUUCAGCAAUGGGAUGAUGAUUUAUAGGCAUUUGGAUUUACUAAGGGAGCUGAUCAUCAUCCAUAUUUUAAUAUACCGGAACAAAAUAAUGUAAAGUGUUUACAUUGAUUGUUUGGCAAUACUGUUCUCAUUGUGACCGUGCUUUGACUUGUUUUAUACUGUGUGUGCAGAUGGAUGGUUGUGGUUACAUCCAUGUUAAUUUGAAAUCAGUUAAUUGCGGGGUUUAAAUCUUCAGCUUCACAGAGGAGCCUCCUUCACUGGAGGCUUUCAAGAAGAGGCUGGACAAGCGCCUGGGAUGGUUUAGGGACAGCAAAUGUUUCACCUGUGUUGGUGUGGGGAUGGGGAUCUAGAUUGCACUUCAUUCUCUGUUCCAGAUGUAGACGUUUUUAGCCUGUUCCUCACUCUUAUACUAGAUAUGGAGCACAAAAAAGGCUCCAUUACUGCAGCGGUGAUUUAAAAUGUAAGAUACUGGUCUCAGCGGCUGCCUCUUCCCCUCCCACACUCCUUCCCCAUAAUCACAGCUCCACUGCCUCCUAGCUUCAGAACUGAAUUACUAUGCCGUAUUGUAUUUUAUAGCACCUUUCUCUUUUAUAAUUGGAGCCCUUUACAAAUGGGUAAGCAAGCUUCACCUUGUCCAUGUAAGGUUGUCACAGUCUGCUGCCCAACCACCUAGCUUGUGGGACAAGCGCUCCCCCGAGACAGCCCCAUAGCAUAAGCACCCUUCUCCCUGAGCUCCAUCCUCCUGCAGAGAGCGUGGGAGCAAACCCCUUCUCCCAGGCUUCAGCUAACCGCCUCUUGUCCCACGAUGCUGAUGUCUGAACAGAGGCUCCACUAGUUUGAUCAAGCAACUUUUGGCCCUGGUCUGGCAGAGAGAUACUACAGCCCUACUGUCAAACGUUGGCUUUUGCCUCCGUGGAAACGGACCAUAACCCAACAAGGUCCUAAAUUUGCAACUUCAGAAGCUGCACAGAAGCAGGUUCCCUGAAUCAUUGCGAAAGUAAUUAUCACAGUGUUACAGCUGGGAUAGCUGAGGCACAGGGGUGUUGUCUUGCCUCGGGUCAUGAGAAAGGCUGCAGCAGUGCUGAAAAGAGAAUCAAGUCUUCCGAUUCCUAGUUAUGCUUUAGCCACAAGACCUCUUUUCACUCCCUUGCCCCCAUGUGUUAGCAGGGCACCUUGAGCUCGAGCUGAUGCUCCACUGGCAGCAUCCUGUCCUCGGGGAGUAGACACCCCGAAUUUCUCUCCAGCCUAUAGGCCAACAUGCUUCCCUCAGACACCUGAUGCCAAUGCACUUGUUCAGGGCCAGCUGUUAUAUAAAGAUAGACAUGGGGCAUUGCACAGUGGCACUGAAUUGUUCAGCAGUCCCUGGAGUUGUGUGACUGACUGAAGGUGGCAAAGGCAGGUAUUUGCCUGAUUGCCAGUGGCACUAGAGUCCCUGGAGCUGGUUAUGGUUCUUUAUGCCUUUGGUUGCUUUAUUACAAAUGUGCUUCUCCACCACUUCUAUAGUUUUAAUUAAAUGUUUGCACCGUUAAGUUGCAGUAAUGCUGCAUGGAAACCUUUCUGUGGGAACACAGUAUGUCUGCAGGCUGUGCUUUUCCUAUUGAAUUGCAAGCUGUCUUUUUUUUUCCCAAAAAGAAAUAAAAAUUGGAAAACUUCAAGAAAGCCACAAGUUGGGCUGUGAAGCAGUUUGCUCAGUCAUAAAUACUGUAAAUGUUCUUAGUUUUUAGUUUGAAAAUGUAAAUUUUGCUGCAGAAACUUUAGAUAUGAGCUUUAUAAAGCAUGUAUUUAAGAGAUGAUAGUCAGAGCAAACUACAGGAUAGUUUAUCAUCUCUUGAGUACUAGCAUGGCUGCCUCCUGGCUUGGUAGUGACUGUAGGUCUGAUUCUGCGUGUCCCUAUGUGAAAUCAGGCUAGUGGUCACAGUCCAGUUCCUAGCAGACAAGUACCAUCAUCAUACCCUUCUGCCACCUUAACUCUGCCCUCUCACUGAAACUGGGAGGGGCGUGGGGACUGCAUUACUGGUCCCAUCAACUAUCAGUUGAGUCAAAGGCUUGGUCUAAACUGCAGUUGUUGCAGCUCACGUAGAUGUGCCUGAUGUUAGCAUGUAACGGGCACAGGUACCACUAACAAUGUAACACAAUGCAGACUCUAAGCCUUUUUACCCAGUAGCUCGGGUAGGUUUUGCAGCAUCCCUGAGUUCCUAUGCUGCCAUAACGAUCCUGCUGUCAGCACCUAAACUAACUUUAACUAUCUAGCUUGGGUGUGAGGGCAUUUAGUGACCGAAAUAUAGGUACAUCCAAAGAAGAGUGGAGGAAAUCUUGCGCUGGAGCUGUUUUAGAACUUGACUGGAAGACUUAAGUCUCUACUGCUGUCACUCGUUACAAGCACUAAACUUAAGGCCCAGACAUGCAAGCUGCUUCUCUCUCCCUUUGUCUGCUGACUUCUUUGGGAGUUCCCGUGAGGACUUGCAGAAUUGGACCAUUAGAGUGGGAUGAAUAUUCUGGACAGAUUACAGUCACGUGAAGAUGACUCGUCGUGACUGGAGGUUGUUUGAGCCAUGAAAUGUGGACUUGAAUGUCAGAUUAAACUUGAUGCUGAUUUGCCUGUCCUGCAACUGAAUUAAGUUUUCUAAAGAGCCAUGAGUUUGAGAUGAGAUACCUUACAGAUUUUUUUUUGCCUGUAAAGCAUUGCUGUAGUUUCUUAUGUACUGAAGAAUUACUGAACAGCACUGUCAUCUCUUCAAAUGGUUCUGUUAUGCCCAUGUAUGUAUUGUAAUUUUGUCCAUUUCUGAAGGAGAGGGAAAGCUUUAGUGUUUGUGAGAUCUGUAUGUAGAGGGUGAUUAGCAUGAUAUCGUACCUGACAUUAGCUGGUUUUACUUGCACUCAGCUCUUCUUAGACUUGUUUACAGUAGUCCAGUGUCAGUUUUGUAACAUUUAAUUUUAGCACUUUACCUGUGAGUGUACAAACUGAUUAUGAUGUAGUAGAUGUACAUUUUAAUUUUAGAACUUUACAUGUUUUUAAUAAAAUGAUGUAAAAAUGUCA
This is a messenger RNA of Alligator mississippiensis (American alligator), 7601 nucleotides long. It is a transcript of the gene FZD3, whose product is annotated as frizzled class receptor 3. Gene Ontology annotation, molecular function: Wnt receptor activity; Wnt-protein binding. The transcript has 7 exons. Gene Ontology annotation, biological process: canonical Wnt signaling pathway; non-canonical Wnt signaling pathway. Bases 536 to 2536 code for a protein of 666 amino acids. NCBI's taxonomy places the organism in Eukaryota, Metazoa, Chordata, Crocodylia, Alligatoridae. The record is from RefSeq and is a predicted model, not a curated record. Gene Ontology annotation, cellular component: plasma membrane.